GGAGCAGCGAGUGGGCAUCGACCUGGUGCAUGAUGAAGUCGAGGAGGAGCUACUGAAGGAGUACGAGAUGAUCCAGGGGGUGAUAGCCCUGCUGACCCGCACCCUGGAGGAGACCACCGAGCAGAUCAGGGCCUCCCGAGAAACUGUAGGUGCCAUCUGGGCCUUCCAGAAGGAGAAACCUUUCCCUUCUCCCUUCAGGCUGAACCGCUCUGCAAAGUACUAUCUCGAAAAGGAUUUGAAAGACAAGUUUGUGGCCCUGACCAUUGAUGAUAUCUGCUUCUCACUCAACAACAACUCGCCAAACAUCAGAUAUUCUGAGAAUGUCGUGAGGGUUGAACCAAAGUGAGUGGGUCCCCGCCUGCUGGCCUGGCCACGCUGUGCUCCUCCCUGCUACCUCGUGCCCCCGUGCUGCGCAGGCAGGCAGGCAGGCCGAGCGCAUCAUCCCAGCAGCAGGCUAAUCACAGUGAACAACCCCCAUGAAACCACCAACCAGGUCAAGAAAUGAAACAUUACCGCCACCCGGAAACCCCCAUCCUGUCCCUUCUUGGCCAAUACCCCCCUC
This is a messenger RNA of Myotis brandtii (Brandt's bat), 562 nucleotides long. RefSeq names its product tektin-1-like. The annotation marks the transcript as partial. Gene Ontology annotation, cellular component: nucleus; microtubule cytoskeleton. Gene Ontology annotation, biological process: cilium movement involved in cell motility; cilium assembly. NCBI's taxonomy places the organism in Eukaryota, Metazoa, Chordata, Mammalia, Chiroptera, Vespertilionidae. The transcript is spliced from 2 exons. The record is from RefSeq and is a predicted model, not a curated record.